Molecule: messenger RNA, 1912 nt
Organism: Exophiala xenobiotica
Lineage: Eukaryota; Fungi; Ascomycota; Eurotiomycetes; Chaetothyriales; Herpotrichiellaceae
Exons: 2
Coding region: 217-1869 (550 amino acids)
Source: RefSeq, a predicted model, not a curated record
CACUAGCAUAAACGAGUGGCUGUGCUUGAAUGCGACGGCAUCGACGGCCCAUGGACAGUCUACAGUCCUGUUUGACCCAUGUUCACUGGAACUCUGCCAGCUCACCAAGAUAUUGAAUGCGUUAUAGUGACGCAGGUGCCGCCGCAUCCUGGUACUGAAAGAACUCAUCAUCGACGCCAUAUGCGAUGAAUAUCAUCUCGUCUACAGUCUGCCAUCAUGGCAGCGAAACCUCCAUUGCCGCCCAGGUCAGCGUCUAGCUUAUCUCCCAUUGACAUAUCAUCACCUGGAUCUUGGGAGGAGCAGCACAGUCCUCAGUUCCUGUCUCCUGUGGUGUCGCCCACGAUCAAAAAUUCCCCUUAUCCUGGUGGACUUCAUGACCCGCGAUCCUCGUCUACUCAAUCUCUACGACCAGCCGAGCCUGCCGGCAAUGACCGGCGGACAUUGCUAAUCGUCUACAUUCAUGGAUUUCUUGGUGAUGAGACUAGUUUCAAGAGCUUUCCGGCUCAUGUUCAUGCUAUCUUGACCAAGUCCUUGAGAGAAACGCAUGUCGCCUACACAAAGAUCUACCCUCGAUACAAAUCUCGAAAGAAUAUUUCGUUCGCAACCAACGAUUUCAGCAAGUGGCUUGCUCCUCGUGAGUCCGAUCAGACUGAUGUUAUACUUGUCGGCCAUAGCCUUGGUGGGAUACUUGCGGCUGAAGUCGUCCUCCUACCCUCCGACGCCCCAAGCAGCAAUGGAGUCUUUAGGCAUCGCAUUUUAGGCCUUCUUGCCUUCGAUGUGCCUUAUCUAGGAAUGCACCCAGGCGUGGUUGGGACAGGGAUUGCUAGUAUAUUUCGGCCUCCUCCUGAACUUGCAGAGGCGUCUCUGGACCCUUCACCAUUCUCGGACACUGCAGACCCCGACCCUACGUAUAAUCCGUCAUACGAGAACGAUGUCCGGCUGGCCACCAGGAAAGGCAAAUUGCAAAGGGCGUGGUAUUUCUGGAACAAGCAUGCCGGAGAGGUCAGCAAAGCUGCAGGCAAAUACGUCUCCUCGCAUCUCGAAUUUGGGGGAUGUCUGGCAGACUACGUGGGACUGCGAAAGAGAUAUAGAUCGAUCCGAGCAUUGGAGGACGUCAAUGAGCUGGCCAAACCCAGAGCCCCGAAUGGCCAACUGAUGAAACGGGUGAGAUUCGUCAACUAUUAUACCUCAGCCACAGGGCCAGUCAAGCAGAGACCACCUCCACCUAAGACUGGGCAGGAUUUGCUGAAACCUCCUGGAGAAGAUUUACAACUCAUCAAUUCUACUACUACCACGAAAUCAACUGGUAGCGACACACCUCAGAGUCAGACGGCUUUACCAAACUCAAGUCCGCGCAUAUCCCUCGAAGAACAUCGGGAUGGAGAAGUCAUCACAAAAGAUGUGGGAGAACUUGAUACUGAUCUUGAACCGCCCAUCAUGUCGGAAGUUAGUCCCGAACGCCUUGUGGAAGUAAUGAGUGGGAGCCACGAAGACCUACACAAGCUGCAGAAUCUUGAAAUUGAAGAUGAAGCCGAAGAUCCCCCAGAAUCACUGCUUGAAGAACGUUCCACGCCAGUUGCCGAAGUGGCAGAGGAAGCAACCAUCAGAGAAGAACCUCGAAAGAAACAGAAAGAUCGAAGAUUCUGUGUUAUUCCUUCGAGGGACUCCAACGGGCAGGGCGAUGCUGCUUGGAUCCAGGUACGUAUGGAGGGGAUAGAUGAGGUCCAAGCGCAUACUUCGAUGUUCAAGAUGGGCGAGACUUAUGUGGCUAUGGUGGAGGAUACAGCCAAGCGAAUCGAACGAUGGGUGCAGGAAGACGCAUCCCGCCGUAUGAUUCUCGCAGAGAUGGAAAACGAGACGUGGGAAUAGACCCAGUAAUGAAUAGACCAUGAAGAAUGAUUUUGAAACGGCU